Nannochloropsis gaditana CCMP526 is the source of this 2177-nucleotide messenger RNA. RefSeq lists its product as uncharacterized. The transcript has 4 exons. Gene Ontology annotation, molecular function: protein-lysine N-methyltransferase activity. The record is from RefSeq and is a predicted model, not a curated record. The coding region runs from base 128 to 1780 and encodes 550 amino acids. Gene Ontology annotation, biological process: peptidyl-lysine monomethylation.
AACAAAACAGGUAGCAGUAACAGCCUAGCCCCAUACCGAGCUUGUAUAGAAGUGUCCUCGCCUAGAAAGUCUUCAAGCACGUCAAGUAACCGACGAUAUACGACAUAGACGAGUCACAAGAAGCACGAUGACCUCUACAACAACUGAGCUUGCGCAGCCAGCGCCUGCCCACCCCCGUGCCCAACGGCUUACCAAGCUCAUCGCAUGGUGCAAGAAAACCUCGCCCAAUUUCAUGAUUAGGGAACAAUUCGUGGGUUUCAAAACCAGCACCGAUGGGAACGUGACGGCAGUUGCCCUCAAAGACAUUCCCGCUGACAUGCACCUGAUUCGUGUCACACCGGAGCUCAUGUUCUCGGCCCGCGAUCUGAAGCGGAAGUGGCGCGCGGUUUACAACGAGAUUGAGAGCAAAAUUCGACGCUAUACGGGCACAUGCACGGCUGGCUUUCUCCCUGGCACCGAAGCUGAGGAGCCUGCUACGACGAUGGCCCUCUCUUUCGCCUUGCUUUUGGAGAUGGGCGAUCCUGAGUCGAAGUGGAAGCCCUAUUGGGAAAGUUUCCCGGAACAUGUGCCCAACAUCUUCGAUUUCGACGGCGAUUACUCCCACUUGGAAGGCUCUCCCUGGAGGGAGCAGCUGGAAAAGAAGCAAGAAGCGAUGCAACACAUCUUGAAAGAGAUCAUUCCCCCCAUCCUGGCAAAAAUCAAGGGAAAACUUGGUGUGGACGAUGUCGAGGGGACGUUGAAACGCGCCUACGGGCUCUGGCAAUCGCGGCAAUUGAAAGACGACGUCCACAACAAGCGGGCGCAGUACCUGGUACCGGUUCUGGAUUUGAUCGACGGGGAAAGCGACAAACUGAGCAAUGUGAUCGUGGACGAUGGGCCCGGGUCCACAGCUAUGCACGUGGAGCUCGUGUUGAAGAGCAGUCGGAAGAUCGAAGCAGGCGAAGAGCUGAGCCAGAUGUAUGAUAGCUGUAGUAAUGCCUCUUACUUGCACUGGUACGGCUACAUCACGGACAGCAUGGUGUUUGGAAAUCUCUCCCACAAGACCUUCAUGACCACCGCGCAACUGACCGCGACGGCGUUGGAGGCCGUGGAGGAGGAGGCGGCCCGGGAGGGGAAGGAAGGGACGGAGGAGAGGAAGAAGGAGGUGGAGGCCAUGACGGCGUUGAAAAAAGAUCUCUUGUCUCGGAUUGCUGGAAAGGAAAGGGCGGGCGGGCGUCGGUCGCUGGAACUCACGCACCGUUCGGAAGUCUUCGAGGAAGCGGCCUUUGUCCUGACCGCCAUCGCCAAGAUCGCCCUCUGUCCCUCCCUGGAACCCCUGGAGAAAGUCCGACGGUCUUUAUCUUCCAAUGACAUCAAGGACAUCCUGAAAAACGCGGACGAGAUGAUGACGGGCAUGGACGGAGAGACCUUGGCCCCAGUGGCGGUGGGGGCGGUGGAACGGAUUCUGUGUCAGCUCCGGCACGGUGACUCUUACCUGCGGGAUAUGGUCGCCUUGGACAAGUCGGGGGAGAAAGAGGCGAACCGACUCCUGAUCAAAGUGCGUAUGAGCGAGAAAUUCCUCCUGUUGCGGGCCCGGGCGGAGGUGUGCAAGAAAUUAGGCCUCACGGACCGGCAUGAACGCCCCAGGGUAUGUGAUAACUGUGCCACUUUCACCCAUUUGCGUGCCUGUGGGCAUUGUGGCACCACGGCCUACUGCUCCCGGCGCUGCCAAGUCAUGAAAUGGCGCGAGCACAAGAAAGCGGUCAUCCCGCCGGCCACGACGUCUUCGGUCGCGGCGUGAUGGGGAGGGAAGAAAUUGGGUGGGACCAAGGGGGCCGGGCCAUAGUGGAGGAGGAGGGGGAAGGGCGCAAAGACGUCGAGGCAAGAUACUAUGGAGGGAGAUCGCGAGGAGAGGGAAAGCCACUGGGAUAAGUAGGGGUGGAGGAGGUUCCUUCGAGUGGGGACAGGAGGCAGGGAAGCUGAUACAGCAAGCGAGUCCACAGUGGAGAGAGCUGUAGAGGGAUCUAGAGAGGGCAAGUGCAUGCAGUAACGUACUGUGAGUGGGUUGUCCGUGCCGAGGAAAAUGGAAAAAGAAAAACUUGAACAGGCACCAGGAAAUUAAAUGAACACCGCGGAGGCUCAUUGCCCUUUUCUCUGGUUGUUCUGCUGGACUGCAGCGCUGAACAUGCAUCUCGCGU